AUGCCAAGAGAUACUGUAAGCUACGAUGAAAUUGAGAAGGAAAUCGAGAAAAUGCAGUCAUCAAAUGCAAAGCUAAGGGAGGAAAGUAUCAAUAGCUUAUACAAAAUAUCCAAGGAGAUUGGAUCUAUAUACACAGUGCAGUAUUUAAUUCCAUUUGUGAAAACCAUUCUAGACACAAAUGAAGAGUCCAAGGUGCCUAUUGUUAGGCAGCUAGAGCGAAUAGCAAAGGAAAUACUGCAGGAAAUAAAGCCACUGUACACGCUGUACAAGGAAAUAUUUCUGACACGAGAUGACAGGAUCCGAGAGCUAGCUACAAAUUCCCUCAUAGAAGGUGUAUUAUUAGGGAGAGAAGGAAGAGUGGACCAUGAGAUAUACGGCAUAGAAGAGUUUAUAUGCCGUCUAGGGGGAAGUAAAUUUGUGAUGCACAGAAUAUCUGCCAUUUCUCUACUCAGAAAGUUUCUAGUAGAAGUACCGAGUAAUAUUCACCUCAGGAAGCUAAAAGACCUUUUCAAGGCACUUCAAGUAGACCCGCUUCCAAUUGUAAGAAGAAAGUGUUUUUCAUCCGGGGAGAUCAUUUUGUAUUUCUGCACUGAGCCAGAGAUUAAGCAGAUUGUGGAUGUAGCCUUGCUAGACACAGAUGACACAGUGAGAAGCUUUUUCAUCUACCCGCUGCUGCUUCUGGACAAAACACAAGAAAACUCGCAGUUUACCAUGAACGCCUUCAAAAUAGCAUCUACUGACAACAGCUGGAAAGUCAGAAGCAGCUCCACGCAGAUUAUCAAGGAUGUGAUACUGCAUAUGAACGAGGUCCAUGCAGAUUAUUCACAGACUGUACGGCAUAUUCCCCCAGCAUACCCGCAGAGGCACAGAAUAAGUGGGUUUUCAGAGCUAACAGACCAGCACCGCCCAUCAGAAGAAAGUGCCCCAGACAGCGAGCAACUUCUGCAGGACAAAAAUGCAGCAGUCUUAAAGUGCAUUGACAGGCUAGUUGAUGACAGAGAGGACGAAGUCAGGAAAAGCAUUAUUAAAAGAACGCCAGAAAUAUUAAAGGAGGCACCGCAGACAAAGAAUAAAAUUCUCUACAUCAUAGACAGAGCCUCGUGCGACAGGUCCCCAGAUGUAAGGGAAAUAGUCCCAGGAAUACUUUCAGCUGUCUCUGAAAUCAUAACAAAGGAAGACAUGGAGCUCUUUGUCUCCCCAAUCAUCAAAAGACUUCUAGCAGAUGAAGACCAGAAUACAAAGAUAGAAACCAUCAGCAAGCUAAAGACACUUUACAAGAAGCUUGGGGCAGGUGCCAUUACAGACGCCCUGAGCCCUGUGAUAAACGACUUAAAGAGUGCUGACUGGAGGACACGCACUGCUGUUUUGAAAAGCAUCUCUUCACUCUCCCGGCAGAUGGACAAGCAGUACUUCUAUGAGUAUCUGAAGGAGCCUUUCUUCAGGAUGUUUGUUGAUCCAAUAUGGCUUGUCAGAAAGGAGGCAGCCACAAUUCUUGCUGAAAUAUCAAUUAGCUUUGGGGCCAGCUGGGUCUGCAACGAGAUGCUUGCGUCUCUGGAGUUCCUGAAGGGCAGCACACACUAUGCCCACAGGAUUGCAUAUGCCACUGCCUUGGGCCGGGUUCUGCAGACCCUCUGGCCGCGCCGCGUGCAAAAACUUCUGGCAAGAAAUCUGGCAGACCUUGCUGUGGAUGCAAUCCCGCAAGUGCGCCUGACUGUGGCAAAGAUGGUGUCCCAAGGGAUACUUGAAGAAAAGGAAAGCAUCCUGAAGGACCUGCAGAAUGACAGCCACCGGGAAGUAGCAAAUGCAUCGCACAUGUAA
Molecule: messenger RNA, 1818 nt
Organism: Nematocida ausubeli
Lineage: Eukaryota; Fungi; Microsporidia
Exons: 1
Coding region: 1-1818 (605 amino acids)
Biological process (GO): protein dephosphorylation
Cellular component (GO): cytoplasm; protein phosphatase type 2A complex
Molecular function (GO): protein phosphatase regulator activity
Source: RefSeq, a predicted model, not a curated record